Molecule: messenger RNA, 3723 nt
Organism: Microcebus murinus (gray mouse lemur)
Lineage: Eukaryota; Metazoa; Chordata; Mammalia; Primates; Cheirogaleidae
Gene: SLC12A3
Product: solute carrier family 12 member 3
Biological process (GO): cell volume homeostasis; chloride transmembrane transport; sodium ion homeostasis
Cellular component (GO): apical plasma membrane
Molecular function (GO): sodium:potassium:chloride symporter activity
Source: RefSeq, a predicted model, not a curated record
CCCUCCCUCGACACCCGAACGCACAAUGGCAGAGCUGCCCGCGGCGGAGGCGCCCGGGGACCCUGCUCUGUGCAGCGGGCGCUUCACCAUCAGCACGCUGCUGGGGGGUGACGAGCCCCCGCCCCCAGCGGCCUAUGACAGCAGCCACCCCAGCCACCUGACCCACGGCAGCACGCUCUACAUGCGCACCUUUGGCUACAACACGAUCGACGUGGUCCCUGCCUACGAGCACUAUGCCAACAGCAACCCCCCCGGCGAGCCCCGAAAGGUCCGGCCCACGCUGGCCGACCUGCACUCCUUCCUCAAGGAGGGCAGGCACCUGCACGCCCUGGCCUUUGACAGCCGGCCCAGCCACGACAUGACCGACGGGCUGGUGGAGGACGAGGCUGGCGUGGGCGGUGAGAAGAGCCCUGGAGAGCCCGUGCGCUUCGGCUGGGUCAAGGGGGUGAUGAUCCGUUGCAUGCUCAACAUCUGGGGCGUGAUCCUCUACCUGCGGCUGCCCUGGAUCACGGGCCAGGCGGGCAUCGUCCUGACCUGGAUCAUCAUCCUGCUCUCGGUCACGGUGACCUCCAUCACGGGCCUCUCCAUCUCGGCCAUCUCCACCAACGGCAAGGUCAAGUCAGGCGGCACCUACUUCCUCAUCUCCCGGAGUCUGGGCCCAGAGCUAGGGGGCUCCAUCGGCCUCAUUUUCGCUUUCGCCAACGCCGUGGGUGUGGCCAUGCACACGGUGGGCUUUGCGGAGACAGUGCGCGACCUGCUCCAGGAGUACGGCACGCCCAUCGUGGACCCUGUUAAUGACAUCCGCAUCAUCGGUGUGGUCACCGUCACCGUGCUGCUGGCCAUCUCCCUGGCGGGCAUGGAGUGGGAGUCCAAGGCGCAGGUGCUGUUCUUCCUCGUCAUCAUGGUCUCCUUCGCCAACUACCUGGUGGGCACGCUCAUCCCGCCCUCCGAGGACAAGGCGUCCAAAGGCUUCUUCAGCUACCGGGCGGACAUAUUCGUCCAGAACCUGGUGCCCGACUGGCGGGGCGCGGACGGCAGCUUCUUCGGGAUGUUCUCCAUCUUCUUCCCCUCGGCCACGGGCAUCCUGGCCGGGGCCAACAUCUCCGGGGACCUCAAGGACCCUGCUGUAGCCAUCCCCAAGGGGACACUCAUGGCCAUUUUCUGGACCACCGUGUCCUACCUGGCCAUCUCAGCCACCAUCGGCUCCUGCGUGGUGCGGGACGCCUCCGGGGUCCUGAACGACACUGUGGCGCCGGGCUGGGGCGCCUGCGAGGGGCUGGCCUGCGGCUACGGCUGGAACUUCACCGAGUGCUCCCGGCAGCACAGCUGCCGCUACGGCCUCAUCAACUACUACCAGACCAUGAGCAUGGUGUCAGGCUUCGGGCCUCUGAUCACGGCCGGCAUCUUCGGGGCCACCCUCUCCUCCGCCCUGGCCUGCCUGGUCUCUGCCGCCAAAGUCUUCCAGUGCCUGUGCCUGGACCAGUUGUACCCGCUGAUCGGCUUCUUCGGCAAAGGCUACGGCAAGAACAACGAGCCCGUGCGCGGCUACCUGCUGGCCUACGCCAUCGCCGUGGCCUUCAUCAUCAUCGCUGAGCUCAACACCAUAGCCCCCAUCAUUUCCAACUUCUUCCUGUGCUCCUACGCCCUCAUCAACUUCAGCUGCUUCCACGCCUCCAUCACCAACUCGCCCGGGUGGCGACCGUCGUUCCGCUACUACAGCAAGUGGGCGGCGCUGUUCGGGGCGGCCAUCUCCGUGGUCAUCAUGUUCCUCCUCACCUGGUGGGCGGCCCUCAUCGCCAUCGGCGUCGUGCUCUUCCUCCUGCUCUACGUGGUCUACAAGAAGCCAGAGGUAAACUGGGGCUCCUCGGUGCAGGCCGGCUCCUACAACCUGGCCCUCAGCCACACCGUGGGCCUCAACGAGGUGGAGGACCACAUCAAGAACUACCGCCCCCAGUGCCUGGUGCUCACGGGGCCCCCCAACUUCCGCCCGGCCCUGGUGGACUUUGUGGGCACCUUCACCCGGAACCUCAGCCUCAUGAUCUGCGGCCACGUGCUCAUCGGACCCCGCAAGCAGAGGAUGCCCGAGCUCCGGCUCAUCGCCAACGGGCACACCAAGUGGCUGAACAAGAGGAAGAUCAAGGCCUUCUACUCGGACGUCAUCGCGGAGGACCUGCGCAGCGGCGUCCAGAUUCUCAUGCAGGCCGCAGGACUCGGGAGAAUGAAGCCCAACAUCCUGGUGGUCGGGUUCAAGAAGGACUGGCAGUCGGCUCACCCAGCCACGGUGGAGGACUACAUCGGCAUCCUCCAUGACGCCUUUGACUUCAACUACGGCGUGUGUGUCGUGCGCAUGCGCGAGGGGCUCAACGUCUCGGAGGUGAUGCAGGCACACAUUAACACCGUGUUCGACCCAGCGGAGGACGGCAAGGAAGCCAGCGCCAGCAGAGCCAGGCCGUCUGUCUCUGCGGCCCCCGAGGCCCUGGUGCGGGAGGAGCAGGCCAGCACUGUCUUCCAGGCCGAGCAGGGCAAGAAGACCGUCGACAUCUACUGGCUCUUCGACGACGGAGGCCUCACCCUCCUCAUCCCCUACCUCCUGGGCCGCAAGAAGAGGUGGAGCAAAUGCAAGAUGCGCGUGUUCGUCGGGGGCCAGAUCAACAGGAUGGACGAGGAGAGGAAGGCGAUCAUUUCCCUGCUGAGCAAGUUCCGACUGGGAUUCCACGAAGUCCACAUCCUGCCCGACAUCAACCAGAAGCCGCGGGCCGAGCACACCAAGCGGUUUGAGGACAUGAUCGCGCCCUUCCGCCUGAACGAUGGCUUCAAGGACGAGGCCACUGUGGCAGAGAUGAGGCGUGACUGCCCCUGGAAGAUCUCGGAUGAGGAGAUCAACAAGAACAGAGUCAAGUCCCUGCGGCAGGUGAGGCUCAACGAGAUCCUGCAGGAUUACUCCCGGGACGCGGCCCUGGUGGUCAUCACGUUGCCCGUCGGGAGGAAGGGGAAGUGCCCAAGCUCGCUGUACAUGGCCUGGCUGGAGACCCUGUCCCAGCACCUCAGACCUCCCGUCAUCCUGAUCCGAGGAAACCAGGAAAACGUGCUCACCUUUUACUGCCAGUAACUCCAGGCCUGGCCGUCCCUGCCCGAGGCUGAGUGCGUGGGACGAGUUGGAAUUUGACCUGCUCCAGCUCUCCGGGACAAGACUCAGAUUUUAUUGCACUAUAGCAUCUGACAAUUCCAUCAGACCUGUCUCCAGGGCCUUGUUUUUAUGGGCUGGAGAAGUAGCAGAUGGAGUAGCUCUAAAAUUAUCUGAAGGGCCCAAUUCCUUUUAAACGUUUUCUUUUGAUCCUGAUAACCACUCAAGAUUUCAGCCUUUGAUUGAUAUGCAAAUGUGAGUCGGAGUGCUGGGUGUGAAUCGGCAGGAGUUCCUAAACAAAGCCUCCUUCCGCCAGCUGUCAGAGAAUGGGAGCCCCAACUGUGCGCCCGCUUGCAAAGCCCUCCAAGGAACCUGGGCUCCCUGAGCCUCCCGAGUGACACACGUUUCUCUGAGCCCCUCACUCCCUGUACUUUCAACACGGGGACUUGUCAACAGGACAAAGGCCAAACUCUAUGAAAUAAUUUUAAAGGGAUUUAUUCUAAGCUAAAUUUGAGGACCAAGACCCAGAGCCACGCCCAAGAAGCCUUGAGCAAGUGGAUUCCCUGUGGCUGGGUUACAGUUUGGUUUCAUACAUUUCA